AUGGAAAACUUGGAGAUACAAGGUGAACCUGAACAUGAGAACGAAAGCCUACCUAAGCUCUUAGAACAAUGUGCGCUUGUGGUGGAUUGCAGUUUCAGGGAGGACGAUAUUGUAAAACGUACCAGAAUCAAUAUGCUGGAAAAGUACCUCAUAUUAAUACUUCUACCAACUGUUGUGUACAGCCAUAUAAAAAUUAAUAUCAAACCCAACCAAGAUGGUACCGAUGCUACUGUUGAUUUACAUGGCCAAGAGAAGGUCGACGUUAGCGACAAAGACCGAAAAGUUUUCAGGAUCGAUGAUGGAACUUUAAAAAGAGCAUCUGAAAAAUACAUGGGAAAACGAUGCGGUGAUGUUUAUGUUAAACCUCCGACACCUUGGGGAGACGUGUUCGAAAAAUAUGGAUGGGAAGUUGUUAGGAAGACUGUCACACCGGUUAAAGCCAGAGUAGUCGGCAUAAAUUCAAAACCUGUUGCUUUUGGCAAUGCGGAAUAUGUUAAUAAUCAUGACUCAUUAAAUGUUACGUACAGCACGAGCGUGACUCACCAGGUUGAAGAGUCAGUCAGCCAUUCUUGGAGUACAGGUGGAGAAGUGGGACUAGGAAUGGAAAUUUCAUACAGUGUUAACUUUGGUGCAGGCAGUGCAGGCGGAAGUGCCUCAAUGUCAUACACUGCAAGUUGGGGUGAGGAAACAUCAAAAUCAAGGGCAGUUACCCUCGGUACUACUUCAACAGUACUGGUUGUUGUUCCUCCAAAACAUAUGGUAAGAGCAUCACUUCAGGCCACAGAAGGAACGAUGGAUAUUGAGAUUAAAUAUAAGUCCCGUCUUAGUGGAAAAGUAUUUUGUAACUAUCCCGGUAAGUAUAAAGGUCACUAUUUCUAUUCGAUGCCAUUAGUUUAUCUAUUGAAAACUGUAGAUGUACCAGUGGAUGUGUACUCCACUGAGAUUAUUUCGAUUGGUUUCUAUACCACUGCUAGAACAGUAGUGAACAAUGGCACUAGUCCCAAUUAA
This is a messenger RNA of Arctia plantaginis, 1008 nucleotides long. NCBI's taxonomy places the organism in Eukaryota, Metazoa, Arthropoda, Insecta, Lepidoptera, Erebidae. The record is from the annotation of a GenBank genome assembly.